GUACUCCAUGGCUGGAGUCAAUCUAGUUUAUACGUAUGUGAGUCCACAAGUUAUAUGCUUUGUGGUUAAGUUGCUUCUUAUGUAUGAAAUGGCUUGAAUUGGCUAUUUCUUUGUCUUUGCUUUUUUUAAUGGAAAGAACAUUUUAAGUUACCAUGGACGACCCCAAAACCCUCACUAUCAGACUCCAAUUUCUAUGAAAAAUCUAUCAAUUCGAGUUCCUAUGUAUCGUCUCCCAAACUUCUGAACUAAAUCCCUAACAUCCGAUUCCAGCGUUGCCCUUCCCAAACUCAAUGGGAGACUGCUUCGAAGCGCUUUUGAACACCUACUUCCCGAACGGGGCGGAGGUCGAGGUCAGCAGCAACGACGACGGCUUCCGCGGCGCGUGGUACGAGGGAAAGGUGAUCCGCGCGGUGUCGAAGAAAGUCAAAAAGAGGGACAGCAAGAAAGGGAAGCGCGUGGAGGUGGUGGUUGAGUAUUUGACGCUAACGGAGGACGAGGCCGGGAAACUGCCGCUGCAGGAAACAGUCGAUAUCGUCCAGGUCCGGCCGCGGCCGCCCCGGGAGCGCCGCCACAGCUUCAAGUUCAGCGAGGAAGUGGACGCCUACUAUAAUGAUGGGUGGUGGGAGGGAAUCGUAACAGGGGUGCUGGAAGGGGGGAAAUACUCUGUAUUCUUCAGGGCAGCCAGGGAGCAGAUGGAGUUUUUGGAGUCCGAGCUCCGUCUCCACCGUGAAUGGGUAAAUGGAGAGUGGGUUCCGGGCCUAGAAGAUGGUGGCGAUGAGGAAAUAUUAAUUUCUAAAGAGAAGAAACCUAGCAAUGAAUUGAGUCAACAAACUUUCCAUCAGGGAAUGAUGGUCGAAGUUAGCAGUGAUGAAGAAGGUUAUAGAGGUGCCUGGUUCACCGCAACUGUUAUAAAACAAUUAGACAGUGGUAAGUACAUUAUAGAGUAUCAGAGCCUAAGGAACGAUGACGAUACAGACUUUAUGAAAGAGGAGGUUGAUCACUUGCACAUACGGCCAUAUCCUCCUAAUACUAGAAGAGUCAAGAGUUUCAAAGUUUGUGACGAAGUCGAUGCCCUGUAUAAUGAUGGAUGGUGGACUGGGAUGGUUUCUGAAGUACUUAAACGCAACAAAUACAUUGUCUACUUCAGCGAUACUAAUGAGGAAUUGACGUUUAAGCAUGCUGAUUUGAGGCCGCACCAGGAAUGGGUUAAUGGAAAAUGGAUUAGAGCUUCCAAGGCUAAAAAAUCACAACCUUCACCGGCUGGCAAAUCCAAGAACUAACAAAUGAUGACACGAAGUCUGUUCGAAGGGGGCUUCAGAUUGUCUCAACGUUGCCGCUAAGUAUAAUAGGUAUUGAGCUAGAACACCCUUUAGCAUUUGAAGUCAUUUUUCGGUUUAUUUCUUUCGCUAGUUGUCCAUCCUGUCUUCUCUGUAAUUUGAGAUGUGUGUGCACAGUUAUUACAAAUUAGGGUCCGCGACGAUAAUUUCUACUGCUCUUUCUAGGGCCACAAUGUUCAAAUAUACUAUAUAAUCAUUAUAUACUCCCUCCGUUCCACAAAACCCUUCCGGUUUUGACUUUGGGGAAAAAUAAGGAAAGUGUAAUUUU
Messenger RNA from Cuscuta campestris, 1605 nucleotides. The record is from the annotation of a GenBank genome assembly. NCBI's taxonomy places the organism in Eukaryota, Viridiplantae, Streptophyta, Magnoliopsida, Solanales, Convolvulaceae.